CUACGGAGGGAGGUGGAGCUGUAUAUGGAUGGCGUGAAGGCUUUCAUUACCGCAGGAAAACUGCGGUCCUACUUUACGCGAUUUGGAGAGGUUUGUGAAGUUUCACUGUUCUGGAAACCGUUAAGCCGCGGUCACUGUGGAUGCGGCUAUAUAACCUUGCGUCUGGCGUGCGAUGUGACCGCAAUCCUCCACACAAAGCACACUAUCCGGUAUGCUUGCAUUAACGUUAAGGAGUCUAUCGUAGGCGCCAAACAGCCAAAUAAGCCAGCAAGCGCCGGGGCAGUGAAUCACAUGCCACAGUGCGCAGAACAACCACGGAAGGCCUUGCAGGUUUAUCUGGAUGGUGUGAAAGCAAGCGUCACUGUGGAAGCACUGCGGACCUACUUUGCGCAGUUUGGAGAGGUUUUGGAUGUGGUCAUUCCCCUGCAUCUGUCAACGAGGUGCCGGAUUCACAUGAGUCCUGAAAUUCUAAAGGCCUACUUUUCGAAGUUUGGACGCGUAAUCAACAUUUACCGGGUCAUGUCUGCCAAUGAUCGUCAAAAUCUUUGCUUUGGCUUCCUCGCUUUCGAUGAAGACUCAAAUGUAAAAGGUCUUUCGUUGAAUAAAUGGCACAGCAUAGACGGUGCGUUGGUCGAAGUAAGAAAAUAA
Dibothriocephalus latus is the source of this 648-nucleotide messenger RNA. NCBI's taxonomy places the organism in Eukaryota, Metazoa, Platyhelminthes, Cestoda, Diphyllobothriidea, Diphyllobothriidae. The record is from the annotation of a GenBank genome assembly.